UCUAGACCUACUGAAGAUUCUGUAAUGAUACAUGAGUUAUCGAAGUGUUACUGUUUGACCUCCUGACUAGCCUACAUGAGUUACAGCAAAGAAAAUGUGUUUUUCUGAUAAUUCUAAAGCAUUUACUUUAACGGCUCACACACACACACACAUUGACACAAAUGAUAAAAGGCCGCUAAUACACAGUCACACACACACACACACACAGAACCAAUAUACUGACGAUGUAACCGAUCAUUAUUCAGUGAAAUUGUUGUUGUUGUUUUUUUAUGCUGUAACACAGUUUGUGAAGCGUUUAUAAGCAAUCAUUACUUUCAAGCAUAGCUUAGUGUCCAGAUGUCUAGACUUACAAUAUAUUUCACCACUGUAAUUUGUUUCGGAUAUGAUGUGCAACAAUUUGGGUGAAUAUGUUUAAAACGGCUGGCACUUUCAACUUGGACUUGGUCUCAGAAAGUACAGGCUAUGGAAGCUUGACUAACACGAGUGCUGUCCCUUAAACAACCUUACAGGGAAAGACAACCUGUGUCCGAUUGACAGUCAUCCCCCCUUAUGCAUCCUGUUAUUUUUGCUACUAGAUGACAGGUUCUUGUAGAAGGACAACACCUAUUGCUACAGUGAUACCAGGUAGACUUCAGUGUGGACUACUUGUUUACUUCGGCACCAUAACCAUAUGGUUUGAUUUACAGUCUUAGUCUUAUUGAUUCAGUGUGUACAAGUAAGGCUCGAUGAAAUGAAUCCUGGUGCGAAGGGAAGUAACUAAUCUCUGUGGACACACAUUGUUAAAAUCUUCUUUCAAGUCAAUACUUUGAAAUUACAAUUGAACCUUUUCGACACUAGUACUGAAGCCUUGACCAUGAUACUUGCAUUUGUGUUGUCUCUGACACUGUCAGCAGUAGCGUCAGAAUUUCAACUCACCAUCUUACACACAAACGAUGUUCACGCCAGGAUUGAACAAACUGACAUAAACAGUGCGCCCUGUACCACUGAUGCGGCAGCUAAUGGUAAAUGCUUUGGCGGCGCUGCCAGGCUUCGAACAAAGGUCCAAGAACUACGUGCAAAGUUUCCAAAUGUCCUUCUGUUGGACGCUGGGGAUCAGUUCCAAGGGACCAUCUGGUUUUACAAGUUUGGGGGAUUAGCUGCAGCUAGCUUUAUGAACCUUAUUCAGUACGAUGUCAUGGCAAUAGGGAACCAUGAGUUUGACACCGGAGUUGCUGGCCUUCUACCGUUUGUCCGAAACGUCUCGUUCCCUCUGAUCUCCAGUAACAUGAACUUAAACAAUACACCGCCAUUGCAAGGUCUCAUCAAGCCUUCAACUGUGCUCACCAUUGGUGGUCAGAGAAUAGGCGUGGUAGGGUACACCACAACAGAUACUUCUUUCAUCUCUCAACCUGAAACGGUUACAUUCACUGAAGAACUCAAAGCUGUGCAGACGGAAGUCGACAAAUUGACAGCGUUAGGGAUUAACAAGAUCAUCGCCCUGGGGCAUUCAGGCUUUGUCAUGGAUUUGGAGCUCGCCAAACGACUUCAAGACGUGGACAUUGUUGUUGGUGGUCAUACCAAUACAUUUUUAUACAAUGGUACUGCGCCGUCUAAUGAAAAGCCAGAAGGCGUAUACCCUACUGUACUAGACAGCCAAGACAAAAGUCACAAAGUGUUGGUCAUUCAAGACUACGCCUAUGGGAAAUAUUUAGGCGAGCUUCACGUGACCUUUGAUGACCAAGGCAAAGUGGCGUCCUGGAGUGGAAACCCUGUGUUGCUGGACAACUCAGUGCCACAAGACAAUGAAACACUUGACGUCAUCAAAUCUUACCUUCCUGAGAUCGAACUAUUAAAGAACACAACCAUAGGUCGAACUAACGUUGAUCUAAUGGCAGAUAGACUUCAAUGUAGAACGACAGAGUGUAACUUGGGCAACGUCAUUACCGACGCCAUGUUGGCGGCCAACAUUUUCACACCUAGAAAUGGGUCUUGGAAUGUUGUCAGUAUGGCCGUGACAAAUGCCGGAAGCUUUCGAGCGUCCAUUGCCACAGGUCCAAUCACCAUUGAGAAUGUCAUAUUUACUCAACCUUUCCGCAACACCAUUGACAUCAUCACUGUCAAAGGGCAGACAAUUAAAGACAUGUUUGAACUGGUGGCCUCCAAGUGGUCGAUUGAGACUUCUCAGCUGUACGGAGGAUUUCUCCAAGUUUCUGGACUGCAGGUCACCUACGAUGUCACUAAGGCCAAGGGUUCUAAAGUUGUUGAUAUUAAAGUCACCUGCACCAAAUGUCAAGUCCCUAGGUUAGUGCCGAUUGAUUUAAAGGAGGAAUAUAAUUUGUUGUGUGGAUCAUUUCUCUACAAUGGAGGGGAUGGGCUGACCAUGUUUCCUGGCAGUAUCAUCAGAAAAGAAAUUAUAGGCAAAAUCGACACUGACGUUUUAAUAGACUACAUCAAAACGUAUUCCCCGAUAACACUCGGACUACAAGGCAGAAUACGUCACGUGCAAGAUUUAGACAAUGACAAACCUUGUUCCACUACUAGCCCAAACUCUGCAGUGGGCUGGCAGCCAUCUUUGUUUUGGACAUCGCUUGUACUGCUUCUGAUCAUCGCUUCCAUUUAACUGUCAGAUCAAAAUAGUUCAUUGUUCAUUUUAACUUGUAGGCCCAUGUUGUGGGAGAUCAAAAUAGUUCAUUGUUCAUUUUAACAUGUAGGCCCAUGUUGUGGGAGAUCAAAAUAGUUCAUUGUUCAUUUUAACUUGUAGGCCCAUAUUGUGGGAGAUCAAAAUAGUUCAUUGUUCAUUUUAACUUGUAGGCCCAUAUUGUGGGAGAUCAAAAUAGUUCAUUGUUCAUUUUAACCUGUAGGCCCAUGUUGUGGGAGAUAAAAAUAUUUUGUUGUUAUUUACAGUGUGAUUAUAAAAAUAUUUUGUUGUUAUUUACAGUGUGAUUAUAAAAAUAUUUUGUUGUUAUUUACAGUGUGAUU
Messenger RNA from Biomphalaria glabrata, 2958 nucleotides. Its product is annotated as snake venom 5'-nucleotidase-like. Gene Ontology annotation, biological process: nucleotide catabolic process. The record is from RefSeq and is a predicted model, not a curated record. Gene Ontology annotation, molecular function: metal ion binding; hydrolase activity, acting on ester bonds; nucleotide binding. Bases 854 to 2599 code for a protein of 581 amino acids. NCBI's taxonomy places the organism in Eukaryota, Metazoa, Mollusca, Gastropoda, Planorbidae. The transcript is spliced from 13 exons.